Telopea speciosissima is the source of this 2223-nucleotide messenger RNA. Its product is annotated as RNA polymerase sigma factor sigF, chloroplastic. The transcript is spliced from 9 exons. The record is from RefSeq and is a predicted model, not a curated record. NCBI's taxonomy places the organism in Eukaryota, Viridiplantae, Streptophyta, Magnoliopsida, Proteales, Proteaceae. Gene Ontology annotation, molecular function: DNA-binding transcription factor activity. Gene Ontology annotation, biological process: DNA-templated transcription initiation; regulation of DNA-templated transcription. Bases 125 to 1867 code for a protein of 580 amino acids.
UGGGUUUCAGGUUUAAGGUGUAGAGGAGCUUUAUCUACAAGGCCACAACACGCGUAAAGGUGUCUGCGAAAUGAGACACUGAACUAAACAACCAAUUCUUAAGCUUCAAUCAUUCACGCCUGCAAUGGAGGCCUCAAGAAACUUGCUUCCCACUUCUCCACUGUUUCUUCUUCCAAGAGCACAUCUCAGGAAUUAUUCUACUCAUUCUUCUUCUUCUUCGGUUCCAAUUCUUUGCGAGCAAGCUACUCCUGCAGUCACCUCAGUGCCAACAACGUCCAUGUCUUGUUACUUCCCUAUGUCAGUGCUUUUACAAGAGCAGCGAGAUGACUUUAGGUCUUCUCUCCACAUAAUUAGGGAGGAUAAGACAUCCCAGGCAACAUUGGACAGGAGGCUGCUGGGUAAUAGGGCAUUGUUCCAUGAUGAGAAGAAAAACUCUGUAUCUGACCAAGAUCUGGAAGACUUUGAAAGACAGUUGCUCAAUAGUCCUGAUUUAUGGUAUUUUUGUCCAUGGGCCAACAACAAAUGCAGAUUACCAUCCUUGUACAAAGGGGAAAAACCAUUCUUAUCCUUGCCUAUGCAGUCAGUCACAGCACAUGCAGGUAGGGUUGUGGAUGUUAAGCCAUGUGAUGUACUUGCACUUGCAAAAGAAGCAGUUCUUGCCUCAAAACAAGCAGCCUCUAUAGCCCAAGAUUACCAACUAUUGGGAGCUGAUCUCAAUGAACGCCUAUUUGCCAGUUUGGGGCCCACAAAAUCAGCUGAUCUAAUUCCAGUUGAGGAGGAAGUGAUGGUAAAAUCAACGCGGCGGUUGGAGAGACGAUCAAAGAAGCGGAAGGUUCUGAAACUAAAAUUUGUUGACUCUAGUGCUUCUAAUUUGAAGAAGGCAGAUAAACAGAAAAAGAUACGCGAAGUUCUUGAUUCAAAUGAUCCCCUUCAGCUGUUUUUGUCGGGGCCUGAGAAGAAUCAACUUUUGACUGUGAAGGAAGAAGCUGAGCUGUUUGUUGAAGUACAGGAGUUACUCAGAUUAGAAGAAGUGAAGCAAAGACUUCAAUCUCAGUUUGAGCGUCAACCAACUUUGGUUGAAUGGGCUGAAGCUGUUGGGAUGAGUUGCCAGGUUUUGCAGUCGCACAUUAUUUCGGGUAACAGGAGUCGAGAAAAGAUGAUUUUUGCCAAUUUGCGUAUGGUGGUGCAUGUAGCUAAAAAAUACCAAGGACGGGGUCUGAGCCUUCAAGAUUUGCUGCAGGUGGGAAGCAUGGGUCUUAUGAAGAGUCUUGAGAAGUUCAUACCCCAGGCUGGUUGCAGAUUCUCUACAUAUGCUUACUGGUGGAUACGACAUUCAAUUAUGAAAGCCAUAUUUCAGAAUUCCAGGACAAUCCGUUUACCUGAGAAUGUAUAUAAUCUCCUGAACCAAGUAAAGAAAGCAAAGAACAUCUGCAUACGUGAAGGCUAUAACCCAACAAAUGAGCAGCUUGCAAAACAUGUUGGCAUUACUGUUCAGAAGUUGGAAAGACUGUUACUGUCUACACGAAGACCUCUCUCAAUGCAACAACAGGUUUGGACAGACCAAGAUACAACUUUUCAGGAGGUCACUGCAGAUCCUAAGGUUGAGAUCCCAGAUCUUUGUGUUGCGAAGCAGCUGAUGAGUCAGCAUGUGCGUAACCUCCUCAGCAUUCUCCCCUACAAGGAGAGGCGGAUAAUCCAGAUGCGAUAUGGAAUUGCUGAUGGAAAACAGAAAUCACUGGCAGAAAUUGGGUCCAUAUUCAAUUUGUCGAAGGAGAGGGUACGGCAACUGGAGAAACGAGCCCUGGACAAACUCAAGCAGUGCCUCUCAAGCCAAGGGCUCGGAGCUUAUGCUGAUUUGCUCAUUUAGAGGUAGAGAUAUUCGUAGGAAUGCCAUUCAUUUUCCUUUUUCUUUGGGGGCAGGGUGAACAUAGACAGAUUAAUGGAAUGAUUAUUCCAUUUUUGAGAUUGGGAAGAGAAUCAAUUCAUCACCCUCACAUCAGUAUUCAAAAUAGAUCUGUAAUAUAUAAGCAGUUGUACAUAUUAAUGUCUACACGCGUAAAUCUCUGUUUCUCUCAAAAUAUCAUUUGCUGGUAUCGAGAAUUUUAUUUUCUUCAGUUUCAUGAGAAGAUAAAUCUUGCUAGGUAGGUGAAGCCCUUGAAUGUUGAUCCCAAUCAUUAGCAGAACUUUUACAGGAGUAUUUGUCUAAUAAGCAUUGCCACAGGA